GCAUUCUUGCCAGUGUUUGUGUACUCAUUGAAGGUGUCUCCACUCAUAGAAAAAAUAAGUGACCACAAGGAUUUUAAGAAGCUUCUCAGGACACGGAAUAACGUACUGGUGCUGUAUUCUAAAUCUGCUGCUGCUGCAGAAAGCUCACUCAGGUUACUGUCCAGUGUGGCCCAGGAGGUGAAAGGACGGGGUACUAUAAGCUGGAUAGACUGUGGUGAUACUGAAAGCCGAAAAUUAUGCAAGAAGAUGAAAGUAGAUCCUAAUUCAAAGGAGAAGGGAGUGGAAUUACUCCAUUAUAA
This is a messenger RNA of Balearica regulorum gibbericeps (East African grey crowned-crane), 299 nucleotides long. The record is from RefSeq and is a predicted model, not a curated record. Lineage: Eukaryota; Metazoa; Chordata; Aves; Gruiformes; Gruidae.